AUGAGUCGGAUCGGCUGGUAUGGCCUCGGCUCCAUGGGCCUGGCAAUGGCCACCAACCUCCAACGCCAUCUAGCUACAAAACGAGCCCUGAAUCUAGUCUAUUCGAACCGGACAAUGGCACGCGGCGACACAUUGAAAAGCUUAGGCGCCGUGCCCGAGCCGAGUUUCCAGAAUGUCGUCGCCCAGUGCGGGAUUAUCUUCACCAUGGUCUCCAACGACACCGUACUAAGCAACCUCAUCACCACAGCCAUCGAGUCAGGCCACUCGCUCAAGGACAAGAUCUUCGUCGACUGCUCGACCGUCCACCCGCAGACGGUCGGACUGACCGUCUCCAAGCUAAAGGAGAAGCAGGCCUCGUUCCUAUCUGCACCUGUCUUCGGGGGGAACCCGAUCGCCGUGGACGGAAGGCUCGUCUUUGCGAUCGGGGGACCGAGGAGCGCAGCAGAGGCCGUCAAGCCGCUCAUCCAAGAUGUCAUGGGGCGGAAGAUCAUCGACUGCGGGGAGGAUGCGACCAAGUCGUCCCUGUUGAAGAUCGCUGGGAACAUUGUUACGGUGAACCUGAUGGAAGCCGUCGGGGAGGCACAGGUCUUCGCGGAGCGGACGGGCCUAGGCACUGGGCCGAUGGAGGAAUUGAUCGGCGAGGCAUUCGGUGCUGUGGCGGGUGGCUACUCUAAGAGACUGACAACCGGCGCCUAUGCGCCAUCCCUCGACUCCCGUCCUGGGUUCGGUGUCUCGCUGGCCAUCAAGGACGCCAAUCAUGCGCUUGCCAUCGCCCAGGAGCAUAAUGUCCGCCUGCCUGGGCUGCAAGUUGCUCGGGAGAACAUGAUGGCGGCGAGGGAGUACGCGGGGGAAUGCCUGGAUAGCAGCUCCAUGUAUGGAGUCUUGCGGCAGCAGGCGGGCCUGGAGUUUUGGAAUGAGAAGAGCAGAAAGGGUGGAAGGUAG
Messenger RNA from Aspergillus pseudoviridinutans, 942 nucleotides. RefSeq names its product NAD(P)-dependent oxidoreductase. Bases 1 to 942 code for a protein of 313 amino acids. Gene Ontology annotation, molecular function: oxidoreductase activity, acting on the CH-OH group of donors, NAD or NADP as acceptor; NADP binding; NAD binding. The transcript has 5 exons. The record is from RefSeq and is a predicted model, not a curated record. Lineage: Eukaryota; Fungi; Ascomycota; Eurotiomycetes; Eurotiales; Aspergillaceae.